UAAACACUAAAAUUUUCUCACCAUAAUAUUAUAUAUACAAGUGAAACAAAUAUACUGGUGAGGAAUCAUGGGAUUAUUGUUAAGACGUCGAAACCAAAGCUCAAUCAUCCCAAUGGAAGCUGCCGCAUGAGCUAAGACCGAAAAAAGCACGUCAAGUUCGCUCGAAUGUGAAGGUUUUGCUCACAAUUUCCUUCGAUUGCAGAGCGUCUUGGAUCAUAAGUUCUUCCAAAGAGUCGUACGGUCAACAGAGAAUAUUAUCUGAUGCGCCGCAGCCACCGUAUUCCCCAGACUUGGCUUCCUAUUGACUUAUUUUUCUCAAAGUUAAAGAGGACGACGCUGCGCUACGAUUGAGGAGAUAAAAACUGCAUCGAAGAAGGAGCUGAACAAGAUCACAAAAAAUUACUUUUUUAAGUGCUUUGAGGGUUGGAAAAAAAGUCUCUUUACCGACACAUCUUGUCUGGUUUGUAGAAUUUGUCUCAUGAAUUCAGAGUUGAUAAAAAAUUCUUUAAAAUCUCCAUGCGUUGUUUCUUAAGAGCCUUCUGUUUCUGGAUACACUUUUAUCCACGGCGAUAUUGCAAAGAAAAGAACGUGUCAUUUGAGACAAAAGUUUACCUGGAAGUCACAACAACCUCAAAUUAUGCGUUGAAAAAAAUCGUCAAGAGGUUUAUAAAUUCAACUGACGGAAUAUCCAGAAGUUAUGUAGCUACUCUAAGGAGGUACUUUAUAGUUAUGUUAUGAGAGGUUAGGUUAAAGUUCUGCCGAUUCUGUUACAAUCGCCAACACGAAUCUCACUUGGACAGCCUGGAAUGCUGAUAUAUUUCUUAUAUAAUAAUCGCAAAGACCCUCAUAACCAACCAAACGCUUUGAGUCUCACGCACGCCUUCAUUUCCUGAUUCGACUUAUAUCAGUUUCGGCUAUCUCUGCUGGUUCGCAGAAAGUAUGACUGCGGAGAUUUAAACAAAACCUGAACAAUGAAGGAGUAAGUGUGUAAGUGUAAGCCUUACCGCAUGAAUGCCUAUUAGUCAAAGUCCAGUAAAAGCUCAUACAAAAUGAAAAACUGGAGGAUUAACUAAGUUUGUUCCAAAAAAUUAGUCCCGUUGUAUAAAAACAAUGACUACUCUUUCUUCAUGUUUCGCUUUUUGUGUCGAUUCUUAUAUAAUAACAGAGAUUAGAAUAAAAUAAAUACAAUUUUUUAUUGUAAUGGAUGCUGCGAGAGAUCGACCUUCUUCCACGUCGGAUCGAUUUUGGCUUAUUCUUCUUGAAAAGUACUAGCAAAAAUGAAAUCAUAAUUUGAUAUUAACUACCAUUUUGGGUAGAAAAAUCACUUCAAUUACUUGAAUAUUAGUAUUUAUCAUAGAACGAUGAAAAGAGAAUACCUCUCGAUAAACUUACUAUAUAUUAUAUAUUUAAGUGCUGUUUUCUCUAUAAGUUUUCUCAAUUUUUCUUUUCAUAUUUUUACGAUUUUGUAAUAGCAGUGUUAUAAUAUAUUGUAUAUGUUUCAAAGUGUUUCUUUUAUACUACAUUACAAUUCCUUAUCAAUUGAAUUCGUGAUUAUAUUUUUUAUUAUGCUAGUACAAGUAUGAGUAAUCAAAAUGAUGGCAACUUACCGUUUCUGUCAUAAUUGUCAUAACUGCCACAUAAACUCUACAUAACAAUCUUUAUCAAACAAUGCGUAAUUAAUCAAUUUCUAUGUAAAAACAAAUGAGAAAAAUAAAAAAAAAUGUCAAGUUAGUUGUGAAUUUUUUUAUUAUUGUAUGACAAUUAAAAUUUUUUGUGUUUAAAAAAUUAAUAAGAAAAUAAAAAUUAGUUGAAGUAUUCACCAAAAUAUUUAUAAGGAUUUGUGACGAGCAUCUCAAGGAUAUAUAGUACUAAGAUACAAAAGCCAAUCCGUCACAGAGAGAGAUAGGGGGAGAAGGAGAGAGAGUAAACUAAGUUCAACAUUUUCGGGAACAUUUCGCUAUGCCGCUGUUUUCAAAAAAGGGUCCAAAAUUCGGUAGAACAGAUUCCGAUCCAUCUACAAAUGCCGCUUCUACUGCCACCGGAGGCAACACAUACAACGACAACAAUAACACAACGGCCAAUGGUAAAGCCACCACCAUGAAUGGUAGCAGCAAUGCGAAUAACCGCAACGACCCAUACAUUCCCAAACCACAACUAAUAUUCCACUGUCAACUGGCGCAUGGCAGUCCAACUGGUUUGAUAACCGGCUUCGCAAGUGUACGAGAGCUCUAUAAAAAGAUCGCCGAGUGCUACGACAUACCUGUCGAGGAGAUACUUUUCUGCACUUUGAAUUCACACAAAGUAGACAUGACAAAACUGCUGGGCGGUCAAAUCGGACUGGAUGAUUUUAUAUUCGCGCAUCGAAAGGGGCGACCGAAAGAGAUUGAGAUCGUAAAAUCGGAGGAUGCGCUCGGCUUAACCAUAACAGAUAAUGGAGCGGGUUAUGCAUUCAUUAAGCGCAUUAAAGAGGGUUCGGUCAUCGAUCGCAUUGAACACAUUAGCGUCGGUGAUCAUAUUGAAAAGUUGAAUGAUAUCACUAUGGUGGGUAAGCGACAUUACGAAGUCGCACGUCUGCUAAAGGAUAUACCUACCGGCACCACAUUCACGUUACGAUUGGUGGAACCGAUGAAGAGCGGUUUCCAGGGAAUCGGUCCGCGUACACAAUCGAGAGCGCCCUCGGGACGUGGCUAUGGCAGUGGCAAGGAGACAUUACGAUUUAAGGCGAACGGUAAUGUAGAGAUCGAGGACAAAUUCGACGAGUCAACGCAAUCGGGCAUUGAAGCGAUCAAUAAUUUGUUAGAAUCGUUUAUGGGCAUAAAUGACACCGAAUUGGCGACACAAAUUUGGGAUUUGGGUGCGAACAAAUCGAAUUCCAUGGACUUUGCGGAGGCUAUCGACAAUUCCGAUUUGGAGUCGUUUGGCUUUACCGAUGACUUCAUUAUCGAACUAUGGGGUGCUGUAACGGAUGCCAGACGCCGGAAAACGGCGAAGAACUAAAAGUGUGCCUACAAUUUUGAAAUAAUUAUAUACUAGAGGCCUCUCAGUAGACGAAUUAAGUUAGUGACCUUGAAGAGAGUAGACAGGAAAGAGCGAGAGAGUAAUGUUAAAAGAAUAUGCAAAUUUAAAGAGUAUAGUUUAAAAAAAAUUACGGUAUUUUUUACUAUUUUGAAAGUCGGGUGGCAUAUCAAUGUAUUUAUUUUAAAGUAUUUAUAAUAAAUGCGCAUUUUGUUUGUUAUACCAAUCCAUGCUAUUAUUGAUAUUUUCUUAAUAUUAAUGAUAAAUAAAAUAUGUAUUUGAAAGGAUAAUUGAAAAAAAAAAUAAAUUUGUACGUAAGCUGUUUUUGCCAAUUUAUAUAUAUUUACAUAUAUAUAUAUACAUAUGUACGUAUGUAAAUAUAUGUAUUUAUCAUAUUAUAUAUUCGUUUAAAUAUACCAGCUAAUUAAUAUAUUAUAUGUAUGUAGUUUAUAAAAGCGCAUAUUUCAAACAAGAAUUGUCGAAGCAAAAAAAAUCUGUUCAAGCGGAGUGUGUAAAAAUACAAAUAAAACAACAAAAGCAAUAUUUACAUAUAUUAA
Bactrocera oleae (olive fruit fly) is the source of this 3572-nucleotide messenger RNA. RefSeq names its product PDZ domain-containing protein GIPC-like protein kermit (gene kermit). Gene Ontology annotation, molecular function: protein binding. The record is from RefSeq and is a predicted model, not a curated record. Lineage: Eukaryota; Metazoa; Arthropoda; Insecta; Diptera; Tephritidae.